AUUCGAGUCCGUGCAGACUGCCCGGCACUGUGGGAGCUGCCCUAGCUCCUCCUCCUGCAGCAGGGCUGUGCUUGUGGCCAUACUGGUGACAUGGACAGACUCUUGGUGGAGAAGUGAUACUGUGGCAGCAAUUAUGAACCAGCAAGAGAGAGUCGGUCUUGGGACUGCAGCCCCAGCAGAAGGGAGCAGCUGUUCCCGCCUGAGCCCCUGGGUCUUGCUCGUUUCUGCCCUUGCCGUCAAAACUGCCCUUAUGACCGUCGGCCUCGUUGUUCUCUUUCACAGGAGCUGUGGCCAGUACAAGACUCUGCCCCAGAAUGCUUCGGAGUGGCACUGCAUCACCAGUGGAUCUGCAAGCCAAAAGGUCAGCUGGAAGUGCUGUCCAGAGGGCUGGAGACCCUUUCAGGAAAGCUGCUAUUACUUCUCAGAUGAUCAGAUGCCCUGGGAUGAGAGCCAGCAGAACUGCGGUGGGAUGGGCUCCCAGCUGGUGGUCAUCAAUACAAAAGCAGAGCAGGAUUUCCUCUCUAAGGAAAUAAGAAGACAGAUGAAAUACCGACUAAAUGGAAUCAAUUUAUACAUCGGUCUGAGAGCACAGAAGGUGGGCCAGUGGCGCUGGGCAGACCAGACUCCCUAUAAUGAAAGAGCAGCGUUCUGGAGGUCUGGGGAGCCAAGUAAUGUGACUGAUGAGCCGUGCGUUGUAAUCAGUUACCAGAAAGAUGUUUUCCGAAACUGGAAUGAUGUCCCGUGCAGAAUACGUUUUUAUCGGAUUUGUGAAAAUGCAGCAGUAACUCUAUGAUGGAGGAAUCCUCAUCCUGAGAUUAGCAGCGAACUGGGAAAAACAGAGGGCUGUGUUGGGAGGGGUAGGAGAGCCUUGGAGCCUUUAUCUUCCCUCUGCUGGGUGGGAUGGUGAGACUGGGAGUGAUGUUGCUCUGCACCCAGCAUCCCCUGUGCCUGUGCAUUUCUCAAAGUACCCCUGAUGUGGAAACAAUAAAUGCUAGAAGAACUCUGCA
Messenger RNA from Anas platyrhynchos (mallard), 1007 nucleotides. RefSeq names its product C-type lectin domain family 4 member D-like. NCBI's taxonomy places the organism in Eukaryota, Metazoa, Chordata, Aves, Anseriformes, Anatidae. The record is from RefSeq and is a predicted model, not a curated record.